Anoplopoma fimbria (sablefish) is the source of this 4297-nucleotide messenger RNA. It is a transcript of the gene mier2, whose product is annotated as mesoderm induction early response 1, family member 2. NCBI's taxonomy places the organism in Eukaryota, Metazoa, Chordata, Actinopteri, Perciformes, Anoplopomatidae. The record is from RefSeq and is a predicted model, not a curated record. Gene Ontology annotation, molecular function: histone deacetylase binding; transcription corepressor activity. The transcript is spliced from 13 exons. Gene Ontology annotation, biological process: negative regulation of transcription by RNA polymerase II. The coding region runs from base 205 to 1851 and encodes 548 amino acids. Gene Ontology annotation, cellular component: nucleoplasm.
UACUUAGAAAUAGUCAAUACUCGAGUCUGCACCUAACUAACUAACAGUCGCUGUUGCUGAAUCGUUGCGGCAAUAAACGGAGCUGUACAGAGGAGCAGACCUACAACAUCCGGGCAAUACUCAGCUUGCGCAGAAACGGAAUGGCGGAGGUGGGUGACGAGCCCCCGAAGAGAAGUGUAACGGUUGUGGCCUAGCGGAGAGUGGAUGAGGUACAACGAUGGAGGCCCUCAGCGGGAGAAGCAUAAGUCUUCACGGGCCUUAGAGGAGUCGGAGGAGAACUUUCGCCCCAUGAAGAUGGCAGCGCAGUCCCACACUGCCGGUGAGCUUCCUUUGGAGGAGCUGCUGGCUCUGUACGGCUACACAGUGUCCGAUCCAGAGAAGGAGGCCUGUCACAUGGCUGCCAGGCUGCCAGACAUGACACUGGACAAGGAUCAGAUUACUGAGGAUAUCUUUCCUGGGGAGGAGGAAGACGAAUCAUUAGCUGAUGAUCUCACCCCCUCAGUCACCUCAAACGCCUCAGAUCUGCUCCGCCGCCUCCAAGGUGGAGACAAAGACACAUUAGUCAGCUCAUCAGAUGAGGACUCUGACGAUGCAUCUACUCCCUCCAACGAAGAGCACAAGGAGAUCAUGGUUGGCUCACUGUAUCAGGCAAAAAUUCCUCCACUCAGUUCAUAUACCUACCAGGAGAGCGCCUGCAGCAGUGAGGACCAGUGUCUGUGGAGGCCAGGAGUUCUUCCGAUGCAGGAAGUGGAAGAGUUCUUGCUGAACGCACAGAGACCAUACGGCCAGGAGGGAGCAGCAUGCACGCAAACACAAAGAGACACUGUCCGAGACAACCAACAGGCACUGUAUGAACUAGUGAAAUGCAACUUCAAUGCAGAAGAGGCACUGAGACGAUUACGCUUCAAUGUGAAAGUGUUCGCUGAAGAGCUCUGUGCCUGGAGUGAGGAGGAGUGUAGGAGCUUCGAGCACGGCUAUCGGGUUUACGGGAAAAACUUCCACCUCAUUCAGGCUAAUAAGGUACGAACGCGCUCCGUUGGGGAGUGUGUGGAGUACUACUACAUGUGGAAGAAGUCUGAACGUCACGAGUACUUUACCCAGCAGGCCACCAGGCUCACUCGCAAGAAGUUCAGCCUACAAUCAGGGAGCAUGGAGGAUGGAGACCAGGACGGGGAGGUUGGGGAGCUGGAAGGAACCAACAACUCCUCAGGCUUGUUGUCUCACAGCUCCGUGGACACUGGACAGCUGCAGUCCCCGUUACCUCCCCAGUCCAGUCUGGAUCCACACAAACAAGGAAGAGAGGCGUCCCCGCCGCAGACGAACUCCCCGCUUUCUCUUAAAGCCAUGAACUCGGUCCAGACAGGCCACAGAAAGCAGGCUGGGCCUGCAGGUAAAGAAGAUGGCGAGCUGGUGAUAAGGUCGUCAGACUUGUGUGGUGAAGAAUGUCCUCAGCAGCUGUUUGGCUGUCCCUUCUCCCUCCCGCACAUGGAGGACCUGAGGGAUCCUGACUCGGACAGUUGUUGCCCCUCAGCUCUAGUUCAGCUCCAGUCCCAGCCCUUUCCCCAGAGCUCCCAGUGGGCCGGCGGGAGCCCUCUGUCCUCCCAUGACGACCAUUGCCUGCCGGGCUCCUGUUUUUACCAGCUACACAUGUGCAGUGGACCAUUUGUUUCAGAGGGCCCUGACUGUGAAACAGCAGGCGGGGGGACGGGCUCCCACCACGGGCGGCAAGUGGAAUUCAGCCUUCCGUCUGCCUCGCCUCCCUCAUCUUCUGCCCUCCCGUCACACUUUCAGGCACUUGGUAGCCUGCUGCACCCGUCUGCCGUCCAGCAUCCCCGCUCGCUCACACAGUGAAGGGACGUGGGAAAGUCUAAACUGAGUGGUACUCUGAAUGGUUCGAUCUGUGUCGAGACCUUUGAUCGGUGUUGGUUUUUACACCACACUUGAAGAAACCAGGACAAAAAGCGCAUUUACCAAACUUUGUGAAAAAGGAUGGACCUACUUCCUGUGUCAGGGAGGUCACUCGUCUGUCUGAACCCUCUUUUUAAACUGAGACACUUGAACCCUCGUUCCAUUGCGGAAUGACGAGUGUUAAUCACUACUUUCAGGUGUUGAUUAUGUGUUAAUUAACAGUUUAUUAACAUAACCUGCAGCAAGGCUGAGCUUUUGAUUGGCCAUGAUUUAUACAUACUUGUGAAAGCACUGUGCAGGUGAUGCAAGCUGCAGUAAGCGUGCAAGCUACCCAGAAGUGGCUCACAGUCGCUUAUUAUCUAUAAAAUGACCAUGAUUUGCAAUGUUUACCACUGUUUCUUUGUUUUUCUUAUUUAUCAAGAUGGCAAUGUUUGAUUGCAAAUCAGAUUUAAUCAAAACUUCUUCCAUGGAGAACCAAUCACAUGUUUAUAAGGUAUGUUCUGCAUAUCGCUCGGCACUUUGGCCGCUGCAGCCAUUUGAGAUCUGUCUCUGGAGAGUGACACGGUGACACGGUUGUGAAAUCUCUUCCUUUAAACUAAAUGAAGAAUACUUUAUUUAAACAUUAACUUUAAACGUCCUUAAUUAAGUGUGUAAUUGGCUCUCCCUUUUCUGUUCCUCCUGUCUGUUUUGUUUGCACUCCUCCCGCUCCUGUCUGAAAACAUUUGGCGGAAGAGUCAAACUGUCCCAUGAAUUUUGUUUAAAUAUAAAGAGCUGAAACUAAAUAACAUUUUCUGACGUUGAGAUUUGAACAUGUUUGGAGAAAAAAAGGAGCUCCAUAUUUUUGCAGGUUUUAUUUUUUAGUGUUGCUUUUGUGGAAGUUUUCAUCUUGGUUCUUCAUUUGCAGAUUUACAUUAAGAUUUAUAAAGGUGCAGUGCUUUGUCAUCAUUUCUGAUCACCGUUUCUAUCGUGUUGAAUAUUAAGUAUCAUUAAGAGCCAUGUUUAACCUGCAGAAUAGGCAUAAAAUAAACGUGCAAAUGUAAAAUGUACAUACAAACAUAGUUAAGUCACUGAAUGCAAUCACUCUUUCUCAGGUUCAGGAACUUUGAUGUUGUUUCCUAACACCAUAAAUAAGUGAGUCAGUCACUAUCACUCUGGACAGGUGUCGUCCAAACAAAUAGGAAAGCGAUUAUACUAUCAGAAGUUUAUUGGAUUAAGAUGCAUCUUGUCGGUGUUUAAGUAAAAACAUAUGUAAAGAGAGGCGAGUGCAGACUUCCAUCAAGGCUGUUUCCAUAAGUGAAAAAUAAUGUGUGUAAUCGCUCCGUGAUUUGGAUCUGCUUCAAACUUUAAUGGGUUCUUGCUUGGCUCGUGCUACAUCCUUGCUACAAGUCAUAACAAUCCAGCAAGUAGUUUAACAUAAUCCAGCUGACAAACCAACAAACCCAGCUGAGAACAUAAACUCCUUGGUGGAGGUGAUCACAGAUGUUUGGGGUCCAAAGAUCAUCCUAACAUGAAACUUAACAGUUCUGAUAUCUUCUGUUGCCUCUUACUCUAAAGUAACAUCCGAUAAGUGAAAAAAGGUACAUUAGUUAUAUUUUAACUUUUUACAGUGUGACAGAAACUGUCUUAUUGUCUUCUAAAAUGUUUUGUUCACUGACCUCUAACAGACAUUCUGAAGUAUACUGAGAAAUGUCACGUCUGUAGAAGCCUUAGCAUUUCUAAUAAGAUGUUUUAUAAUGCAAAUCUCUUUAAAAGUUCAUAACCGAUUCUAAACUUUUUCUUACCAGUGUCCCAAACUUCAGAUAGCCCCUUCAAUUACAUUUGUUAAAGGAUGACAAACUUUUAUAUUCUUAGCGCACAUUUAUCAUCUCACAGGAUGUCAAUGAGUACAAAAUAAAUUAUAAACCUAUAGUUUCAUAUUAGGAUUCAUAGAGGAUUCGGCCACUUCUAAGUUGAGAAUUGUAUGGAUUUAGCAUCUUGAUGUGAUGGUAUAGAUAUGAUAAAUAAGUUAAGAUGGAAAAAAGCUUAGUAAAGAUAAAUACAGUAUUUUAUUUGAAUUAUUUAAACCUAGGGAACCCUACGUUGAAGAGCUUCAAGAUGCCUCUCGAUAGAAAUUAUUUCAAAGUUUUUGUAGUCGUUUCACUAAAUCAUGUAUUGAUUUGUGAAUCUAUUCAUAUAGUAAAUAUGUGGUAUUUUCUUCUGCAUGAUAUCUCAGUAUAUAUUUGUCACACUGUCUCUAAAAAGCGGUAAAGGGAGAGCUACAGGGAACAAAAGGGCUCGGCCCCAUGUUCAUCCUUUCACCUGUACUAUUUAUUUCAUGUUUUUUGUCUGUAAAUGUGGCCGCACUUCCUCUUAAAAGACGAGCCGCUUUCAGAUCAUGUUUCGUUGUUGU